This is a messenger RNA of Penicillium samsonianum, 1251 nucleotides long. RefSeq names its product Zn(II)2Cys6 transcription factor domain-containing protein. The record is from RefSeq and is a predicted model, not a curated record. Gene Ontology annotation, molecular function: DNA-binding transcription factor activity, RNA polymerase II-specific; zinc ion binding. Gene Ontology annotation, biological process: regulation of DNA-templated transcription. The transcript has a single exon. NCBI's taxonomy places the organism in Eukaryota, Fungi, Ascomycota, Eurotiomycetes, Eurotiales, Aspergillaceae. Bases 1 to 1251 code for a protein of 416 amino acids.
AUGCUCCCGUCACGGCAGAAGUCUUGUCUUGCAUGCGUUCAGUCCAAGCGAAAAUGUGACAAAGGACUACCCAAAUGCCAACGCUGCCUUGCAAAGAAGACUGACUGCGAAUACCACGGCCAAUAUCCUGACCGACUGCGGCAAACUACGGGAAGAAAUGUAGACGAAAAUGUUGCCUUUGCGGAGCCCUUUGCGGAAGGACUAUCCAGUGAUUGGCAACUGCAGCGGAGUCCCGCGCUACCGUCGGCUGCAAUACUCUCGCCCCGCACGAAUGAUGCAUUCUUCAACUUCGGUAAUGAUCCAUUCAAUCUGGCAAGCAUACCUCAAGAUGAUUUCUUUAGCUCUGCUGUCAUCGAAGAUAUCGUCGCUCGGCAAAACUCGAACGGUAUCGGGCAAAUGAUAUCGGAUACAACUUCACAAGCUCGCGUGGAGUUUGUAGCAAAGAGGUUAGCUGUGGUUCCGAAGACUUUUUCCGAAUCAGGGCAAACGAUGUUCAUCCACCGUCUCUUGUUCCAAGAGAGAAGCCCUCCGGCUUUACAGGAUGCGCUCAGCGCUUGCGCUUUGUAUUGCAUGAAAAACACGGAGAAUCAGCUGCUAAUAUUUCGCAACUUGGAGCACAGACGGCAACAGCUGAUCGCCAACACCGAUCCGCUCCUCGCUUCCAAGAUGAAUCUCCUUGAGGCGCUGCAAGCGCUGAUACUAUACCAGAUAAUAAGACUGUUCGACGGUGACAUUCGCCUUAGGGCCCAAGCGGAAGCGGACGAGCCAGUUCUCAUAAUGUGGGCGGCACAACUUAGGUUACGCACGCAUCAAGUGCAGCUUUCUUCACCGGCUCCAGCGGAGGCGCGACUUCUGCCGGGAAGCACUUUUAGGGACUGGCAGCGCUGGCUGAUCGAGGAGAGCUGCCGACGGACAGUAAUAACAGCAUUUAUGUUGAAAGGAGUAUACGAAUUCUUGAAGCUCGGCUACGACACAGUUCCAGACUUGCGAAUGAGCUUCACGGCCCAAGCGGCGCUUUGGAAUUCGCAGUCAGAAAUUAGCUGGCGGAAAGCAUACAGCGAGAGGGAGCGGCUCGAAGUGCGGGUGACACAUUGGGAUGAGGCAAUAGCAAAGGCGAAGCCAGGUGAUUUAGAGGAGCUCGGUGUACUGAUAAUGGCCAUGUUAAAGGGGAUAGAGGCCACCGGGGAAUGGUUGGGGCAUACCCACUUUAUUAGAUAUGGUUUAGAGGGAGCAGGGAACAGCUCGAUUUGA